Messenger RNA from Musca vetustissima, 621 nucleotides. RefSeq lists its product as uncharacterized. The coding region runs from base 1 to 621 and encodes 206 amino acids. The record is from RefSeq and is a predicted model, not a curated record. The transcript has a single exon. Lineage: Eukaryota; Metazoa; Arthropoda; Insecta; Diptera; Muscidae.
AUGUCUUUCGUUACUCCAUCAACUCCAACCAAAAGCAAACCUAAUACCAGCCAAUUGCAGACAUCCGUCACAGCUGCUCAACAGCACCAUAAUUUGGAUGACAUCAACAUGUUACUCUAUCUGGAUGCCUUGAAACGCAAGACGGACAAUGAAAAUGCUGUAAUGCAAAAAAUCGAAGAAUCCUACAAAAUCUAUCAGAAAAGACGUCACGAAUAUACCCAUUUGUAUUCACGCUAUGUGGAACUACUGAAAAAGGCUGGCACUCGUCGUGUGCUAAAGGAACAUUGCUUGGGGGAAAAUAUGAAUCUUGCAAAGGCCAUGGAAGAUGCCCGCAACAUUAAGGAUAAACUUAACAGUGGCAGUGCCACCGACUACAUUGAUAAGGAAGAGUUGGAGAAGUUCAAGAAACUGCUGUCUUCGGGAAGUAAACAUGAAAAUCUUAAACAAUUGCGUAUGGAAAUUACAGAUUUGAAAAUUGCCACCAAAGCUAUCCAGACGUCGAUUGAAUCUACAGAAGCGGCCCUUGAUAAUGGUACAAAUCAGAGUUUAGAUCUUUUCACCGAAGAGUUGGAUAUGGAAAAUUUCCCCAAUUUGUAUAGAAUGCAUGAAAUGGAAAAUUAA